Ilyonectria robusta is the source of this 1734-nucleotide messenger RNA. Its product is annotated as lactose permease. Gene Ontology annotation, biological process: transmembrane transport; carbohydrate transport. The record is from RefSeq and is a predicted model, not a curated record. Gene Ontology annotation, molecular function: carbohydrate:proton symporter activity. Bases 1 to 1611 code for a protein of 536 amino acids. NCBI's taxonomy places the organism in Eukaryota, Fungi, Ascomycota, Sordariomycetes, Hypocreales, Nectriaceae. The transcript has 5 exons. Gene Ontology annotation, cellular component: membrane.
AUGCGGCUCGAGACAACCAGCCACUUUCAACGCAGCCAUGUCGAAACAUCGAAAUCCCUCGUAGGCACAAUAAACGAGCUCAACGCUCACUCGGUUGCGCUGGCCGCGGCGCUGGCCGAGCAAAAGCCCAACCCUUGGUCGCGAAACAUGAUGAAACUAUAUGUCAUUAUGGGAUUGGGCUACCUCAUAUCGACCAUGAACGGCUAUGACAGUUCGCUUAUGGGCUCCAUCAACGCCAUGAUCCCAUAUCAAGAGACAUUUGGCCUUGACGGGGCUGGUUCCUCAACUGGAAUGGUCUUCAUCAUUUAUAACCUCGGUCAAAUCGCCGCCUUUCCCUUUUGUGGACUCCUUGCCGACGGUUAUGGCCGACGUUGGUGCAUCUUUGUGGGAUGCCUCGUCGUGGUCAUUGGGACUGCAGUUCAAGCCACAGCCAAUUCCCUGGGACAUUUUAUUGGCGGAAGGUUUAUUUUAGGGUUUGGAGCGUCUAUUGCCUCUGCUGCAGGCCCCGCCUACACCGUGGAGCUCGCGCAUCCGGCGUAUCGCGGCUUCAUGGCUGGCAUGUACAAUAACCUCUGGUGGCUUGGCAAUAUCAUCGCUGGCUGGGCUACUUAUGGCUCCAACUUGCACUUCACUUCGUCGUGGGCGUGGAGAGUUCCAACCAUUGUGCAAGCUGGAAUGCCCGGCGUUGCCAUGCUGGUGAUUCUGUUUUUCCCUGAAUCCCCACGCUGGCUCAUCUCCCAAGACCGUACCGAAGAGGCUCUUCAGGUCAUGGCAAAGUACCAUGGUGACGGGGAUGUCAAUCAUCCUGUCGUGCAGUUGCAAUACCGGGAGAUUGUUGAACAACACAAUAUGUAUCGAACCGAGAAUCCUUGGUGGGACUACCGCGAAUUAGUCAACACCAGAGCCGCUCGUUAUCGUCUAGCAAUGGUCAUCGGAAUGUCUUUCUUCGGCCAGUGGUCGGGAAAUAACGUUGUUUCGUACUUUAUGCCUGAGAUGAUCAAGUCGGCUGGCAUCAAGAGCACGAACACACAACUCCUAAUCAACGCUAUCAAUCCUAUUUUUUCCAUGAUGGGGGCAAUUUACGGUGCAUCGCUCUUGGAUAAACUUGGACGCAGACCGAUGAUGCUUUGGGGAUUGACAGGUGCAUUAAUUUCAUACAUUUUCCUCACAGCCUUCACAGCCAACACCGACAAACAUCCCAACCUGGCUUACGGAGUCAUUGUUGCCAUUUACAUCUUUGGCAUUUUCUUUGCUUGGGGCUUUACACCACUUCAGACUUUGUAUGCGGUGGAAUGUCUGGAGAACCGAACCCGUGCGAAAGGCUCAGGCCUCAACUUCCUCUUCCUCAACAUUGCCAUGGUGGUCAACACUUGGGGUAUCAGCGAAGGCAUCAGGAAGCUGGGGUGGAAGCUCUACGUCAUCUACAUUGUUUGGAUUGGUAUUGAAAUGGUCAUCAUCUAUUUUUGGUUUGUAGAGACUGCAGGGAAGACUUUGGAGGAGUUGAGCGAAGUGUUUGAGGCCCCGAACCCCAGGAAAGAAAGCACCAAGAAGCACAAGGUGGAGGUUGACGCCAGCGGGAGGGUUGUACACACGAAGGAUACUCAAGUUUAGUUUAGUGUGCCUUGCUAUCUACGAAGACAUUGUUUCAAGGUAGACUAACCAUUUUGUUCAAUAUUCUCAUCGGAUAAGGUGGGCCUCUGAUUGGGGUGUCUGAAGAUUAAUAUAAUAAACUAG